GAUUGACAAUCAAAAAUGACUUAUUAUCCUUAUGCCGUUUGCAAUGAAACUACUGAUUUACAUGCCAGUCAGGUUCCAACUCAUGUGGAAAACUGUCUAGUAAUAGCAGGGAAUCUUAUAGCAUUUUUCCUUAUGGUGAUUAAUAGUAGGUACCAUCAGUGGCAUUCCUUUUAUAUACUCUUUGCUGGUUUAGUCUUCACGGAUCUCUUGCAGUCUUGCGUAUUGUAUCCGGUUUCCAUUUUGCGUUAUACCAGUAACUUCACGUGGUGCUACACGAAGCCUCUUUGUGAUGCUGUGUCGUUCACAUUUUCCUUUACACAGUUAUCCUCUGGUGCCAUCGUUUCUAGCAUGGCCAUUGAUCGCUAUCUGUGUCUCAAACGGACAAACUUUUUACAAAGAGCUAAGUGCAUUCGUUUUAGAUAUUUUGGCGUCCUUUGUGCCAUUUGGUGUUUUGUAGCUCUUGUCUGCAGUCUCCAUCUUAUUGGCGUCGGAAAUAGCCAGCUCUACUAUCCCGGAUCAUGGUGCUUUAUAGAUUUUACACAGACAUCCAUUGGAAAUCGUGUGAAUUCCCUUAUUUACUCUGUAUGUGGAAUAUGUGUGAUAAUUUCAACUUCAUUCUCGAACAUAGCCUCGGUCAUGUUAUCGUGUAAAGACAAUGAAUAUAGAGCUAGACUUCUGGAGCAGAACAGGGUGACUGGAGUAUAUGACAGUCACGUGACUAUCUUCCUCGUGGUAGCACUUUUUGUUUACGUGGCAUUUUUUGGUCCAUUCAUUAUGGACGUGUUUCUCCAUGCUGUUGGCUUGGUGGAGGGCAAUGGAUCAGUAGAGCUAUGGCUGAUCAGACUCAGUUACAUGAACUCCAUUAUUAACCCCUGGCUAUACAUUGUACUCCGUAAAGAGAGUCUGCUGAAGUUUGUAAGGCUGUAUUAUUAUUGCUGUAGGUCCUCAGGGGGAAACACUCGAAAUUAA
Molecule: messenger RNA, 969 nt
Organism: Saccostrea echinata
Lineage: Eukaryota; Metazoa; Mollusca; Bivalvia; Ostreida; Ostreidae
Product: prostaglandin E2 receptor EP4 subtype-like
Exons: 2
Coding region: 16-969 (317 amino acids)
Biological process (GO): inflammatory response; adenylate cyclase-activating G protein-coupled receptor signaling pathway; positive regulation of cytosolic calcium ion concentration
Cellular component (GO): plasma membrane
Molecular function (GO): G protein-coupled receptor activity
Source: RefSeq, a predicted model, not a curated record